Colletotrichum phormii is the source of this 1467-nucleotide messenger RNA. RefSeq lists its product as uncharacterized. The coding region runs from base 1 to 1467 and encodes 488 amino acids. NCBI's taxonomy places the organism in Eukaryota, Fungi, Ascomycota, Sordariomycetes, Glomerellales, Glomerellaceae. The transcript has 3 exons. The record is from RefSeq and is a predicted model, not a curated record.
AUGUCAGCCGACGACCAGCAGUUUCUGGACGUUCUGUCCUCGCUGCCCAACAAGAUCCGAGGCUACUCUGACGACCUCGCAAACCUUAUCAACCCCACCGUCGACAAGGCUGCACAGGCCGUACGAGAGACGCUCUCCUCCUCAGAAUGGCUGCCCGACUCGGUGCGGCCGAAGCCCCCCGUCCGCCACAUUCCCAUCGAGGUGAUAGCUAUCAGCCGGUACGAGAGGCUGCACGGCUGGGUGAAGGAGCACAAGCUGUUGACCGGUGCCAUCGUCGCCGUCGUGGGCGUCGUGGCAUACCGAUCGUACAGGAGUAGCAGGUUCUGCAAGAAGACGCGCCGGGCGAAACGGGCUAGGAACGGUGGCCGUCUCGAGGUUGUCGUUAUCGCAGGCUCACCGACACUACCUUUGACGAGAUCGCUAUCACUCGAUUUCGAGAGGAGAGGGUUCAUCGUGUACAUCGUUUGCAACGCUGAGGAGGAUGAGAGCAUGGUGCACAGCUUGGCAAGGCCGGACAUUCUGCCUUUGACCAUUGACACAACGGAUCCCCCCAGAGCUGGCGCAGCCAUCGACAGCUUCGCCCAGUACCUCCAAUCACCACACGCCCCGGUACCGCGGACGAGGCCCAACCAUCUGCAGCUUAAGUCCGUCAUCCUUAUCCCGUCGCUCAACUAUCAGACUUCACCCAUCGCCACGAUCCCGCCCUCCAGCUUCGCAGACCUCUUCAACACCCACCUCCUCCACCCCAUCCUCACCAUCCAGGCCUUCCUGCCGCUCUUGACAACCCGCCUAAGCCCGCCCGGAGAGAAGUGGACGCCGCCAAAGGUCCUCGUCUUCACUCCCUCCAUCAUCUCCUCCAUCAACCCCCCCUUCCACGCCCCCGAGGCAACGGUCUCCUCCGCCCUAUCAGCCUUCACCGAGGUCUUGACGGCAGAACUGCGACCUCUCGGCAUCCCCGUGACCCACAUGCAGCUGGGCACAUUCGACUUCACCGGCUUCCAGCCCGCGAAGCAUACUCAUCCUUCCCAGAGAGGUCUCCUCGAAGGCGGCCCCGGUGUCGACGCCGACGCCACGGAGACCCUCAUGUGGCCCGAGAACGCCCGCCACGCCUACGGACGCAACUUUGUCAUGCAGAGCACCUCUGCCAUCUCGGCCGGUCGCAUCCGUGGUUUGAAGGGCAGCUCCCUCCGUCACCUCCACAACGCAGUCUUUGACGUCAUCGAUGGGUCCAUCACCAGCGGCACCGUCCGCGUCGGCCUUGGCGCCAGCGUCUACGGCUUCGUCGGCCGCUGGGUGCCCCGCGGUCUCGUCUCCUGGAUGAUGGGCAUCCGCCGCGUGGACGAGCUGUCGGCGUGGCAGACGAGCUCUUAUGAUGGAUCACUCGAUGGCAGCGACAACGACGAAAACCAAGACUUUGUUGCUGUGCCCGACGAGAAGUUGGAUAGCAACGUUUGGAAGUCAUCUUAG